UGCAAAAAGUUGCUUCUAUCUAACCCAAAACUCAUUACAGGAAGCAGAGUGAUAUUCCCGCCAAAGCUUGAGAAGCUGAUGAAAUGACCGUUGGAAGAAACCUGUUCAAACCAGUAGCUUCCAUCACCUUUUUCUCUCUCCAAAAACGCCUCAAAUCCCAUAAAUCUCUCUUCAAAUCCCCGCCAAAAAUCUGCUCCAAUGUCGAAUUUAGGUCUUCCCGAGAUUUCAACUCUGAUGAAAGAGAUCUAAACACAUUAAACCUAAACCACCCAAUUCUCCAAAAAGUAGACGAAUGUUGUAAUCUUGUACAAUUCAAUCAAAUUCAUGCUCAACUUAUCAUCUUAGGCCUCUUUCAUCACCCCCUCGCCGCCAGUCGCGCUAUAAAGAAACUAUCUUCUCUGCCUCAUGCCUUAAACCACGCUGUUUCGCUCCUCGAAAAGCUUGAAGAAGUUGAUGCUUUUAUGUGUAAUACCAUUAUUAGAAGCUAUUUGAAUCAGGGUGACCUAGAAAGUGGUCUUGUAUUUUAUUAUAAUUAUGUAAUUGGUGGGUGUAUUGUGCCUAACCAUUAUACUUUUCCCAUGAUAAUUAAGAUUUGUGUUGAUCUUGGGUCGGCUGUGGAUUGUGUAAAGGUUCAUGGCAGUGUAUUGAAAUAUGGGUUUGGUUCGGAUUUGUUUGUUAAAAACUCGUUAAUUCGUAUGUACUCUGUGUUUGGAAGAAUAGAGGAUGCAGAGAAGGUGUUUGAUGAAAGUUCUGAGCGUGAUUUGGUGACUUGGAAUACCAUGAUUGAUGGGUAUGUAAAAAAUGAACAGGUGGGUCUUGCUCGCAAACUGUUUGAUGAAAUGCCUGUGAGAGAUGUCGUUACUUGGAACUCGAUGCUUGCUGGCUAUGUUGGGGUUGGGAAUAUGGAGGCAGCAAUUGAGUUUUUUGGGGAAGUGCCUUAUAGAGAUGUUGUUUCUUGGAAUUGCUUGAUUGACGGGUGUGCUAAGAUGGGUGAUGUCUUGGCUGCUCGUGAGUGUUUUAAUCGAAUGCCUAUACGUAGUGUGGUUUCUUGGAAUACCAUGUUGGCUCUUUAUGUACGAAGUAAGGAGUAUGAUGAGUGUGUGGCAUUGUUUGAUAGGAUGGUACAAGGAGAAGCUGAGCCUAAUGAAGCUACUCUUGUGAGUGUCCUAACAGCUUGUGGCCAUUUAUGUAGGCUAGAUCGAGGUAAGUGGGUCCAUCGUUACAUAGAAUGUAAUAAGAGGAUUAAGCCUGAUGUUUUGCUUUCAACGUCUCUUUUGACAAUGUAUGCGAAGUGUGGGGAUAUGGAUUUGGCUAAAGACGUCUUUGAUAGUAUGCCUGAGAAGAGUGUCGUGUCUUGGAACUCUAUGAUCAUGGGCUAUGGUUCACAUGGUCUUGUUGAUAAAUCCCUUGAAAUGUUUCUUGAGAUGGAGAAACGAGGGCAAGUACCUAAUCACACCACUUUUGUCUGUGUUUUAGCAGCGUGUGCCCAUUCAGGCAAGGUCUUAGAAGGUUGGUGGUAUUUUGAUGUCAUGCAAAGAGUUUACAAGAUGGAACCAAAGGUUGAGCAUUAUGGCUGCAUGGUUGAUCUCCUUGGGAGGGCUGGUUUGCUGAAAGACACAGAAGAGCUAGCAGAGGAGAUGCAUAUGAAGGGAGGAUCUGCAUUAUGGGGUGCCCUACUUUCAGCUUGUCAUACACAUUCGAACAUACAGCUUGGGGAGUCUGUUGGACAGUGGCUGAUUGAGCACGAACCUGAAGAUGUUGGCGCUUAUCUGUUAUUAUCAAACAUAUAUGCUGCACAAGGGAGAUGGGAUGAUGUCGACAAAGUGAGGAAACUUAUGAAGGAGAAUGGUUUGCACAAAGAAGCAGGGUACAGCAAGUCCUGCUUUGGGAUAGAUGAAAAAGACUGCCCAAAAGAUGGUUCAUUCCAUCGAAGAACUAUGAUUUACACCAUGUUGAGACAAAUGAGUUCUCAAGUUAAGCUGUCAGAAAUUAGCACAGCAGGGUAGUGUGAUACGUGUUGGGAGAUAGGGUAGUAUUGUGAUAAAUGUCAAGAAGCAGAGUCCCAGACCAUGAUGGCAUAGAAGCAUCAAAGGAAGAUCAAUCCUACAAAUAGUAGCACGAGUGUGUUUGAGUUUGACAGUUUGAAGCAAAGGUACAUAUAAUUGUACUGAAGGGGAAAAACAACAAAAAAUAAGACAAAGUGAGGUCAAGUGAAGACAGUCCUUUUGCCUAGUGUAAGGCUGCAUAUGUGACACCUCCUUUACCUUGCCAUGGGCAGGAAUCAGGAUCCUCUUCUGAUGUACUGUUAGUUGGCUGUAAUGAUUUAAAUUUGCUUGUAAUAGA
Molecule: messenger RNA, 2343 nt
Organism: Beta vulgaris subsp. vulgaris (sugar beet)
Lineage: Eukaryota; Viridiplantae; Streptophyta; Magnoliopsida; Caryophyllales; Amaranthaceae
Product: pentatricopeptide repeat-containing protein At1g08070, chloroplastic
Exons: 2
Coding region: 84-2006 (640 amino acids)
Biological process (GO): RNA modification
Molecular function (GO): RNA binding; protein binding
Source: RefSeq, a predicted model, not a curated record